Molecule: messenger RNA, 1634 nt
Organism: Carassius carassius (crucian carp)
Lineage: Eukaryota; Metazoa; Chordata; Actinopteri; Cypriniformes; Cyprinidae
Gene: ddx49
Product: DEAD (Asp-Glu-Ala-Asp) box polypeptide 49
Exons: 13
Coding region: 144-1526 (460 amino acids)
Molecular function (GO): nucleic acid binding; RNA helicase activity; ATP binding
Source: RefSeq, a predicted model, not a curated record
GACGUCUAAUUCACGCGGCCGUCAAAGAUACGCACGAGGAAAUCUUGUAAUCAACUUUUACAGGGCUUUUAACGGCGCUCAAAGCAACGCUAAAACACGCGUUUAUGUUUUGGAUGUUUUGCUUUUAAACAACUUGGUGUGAAAUGGCCACUUUUGAGUCUCUCGGGCUGUGUGAGUGGUUGAUCAAGCAGUGUAAGCAGAUGGGAAUCAGCCGACCGACCCCAGUUCAGGAGAAAUGCAUCCCUGCCAUAUUAGAAGGUCGGGAUUGCAUGGGCUGUGCAAAAACGGGAAGUGGUAAAACGGCAGCAUUUGUUCUUCCAGUGCUGCAGAAGCUGUCCGAGGACCCUUACGGUGUUUUCUGCUUGGUGUUAACACCCACAAGGGAGCUUGCUUACCAGAUCGCAGAACAGUUCAGAGCAUUAGGGAAGCCUCUGGGCUUAAAGGACUGUAUCAUUGUCGGAGGAAUGGACAUGGUUACUCAGGGCUUGGAGUUGUCGAAAAAGCCACAUGUUGUUGUGGCCACACCGGGACGGCUUGCUGAUCAUAUCCGAAGCUCUGACACAGUUAGCCUGAACAGAAUCCAAUUUCUAAUCCUGGAUGAAGCUGACCGACUCUUAGAGCAGGGCUGCACAGAUUUCACUAAAGAUCUAGAGGUCAUUCUCAGUGCUGUGCCUGCAAAGCGUCAGACGCUGCUGUUCAGCGCCACGCUCACAGACACGCUGCAGCAGUUGCAGAGCAUCGCCAUGAACAGGCCCUUCUUCUGGGAACACAAAUCAGAAGUGCAGACGGUCGAAGAACUGGAUCAGAGAUUCAUCCUCACUCCUGAGAAAGUCAGGGAUGCUUACCUGGUCCAUCUCAUCCAGAAGUUCCAGGAUGAACAUGAUGAUUGGUCUAUCAUGAUAUUCACUAACACGUGCAAGAACUGUCAGAUACUCACAAUGAUGCUGCGUGAAUUCAAUUUCCCAACCAUCUCCCUGCACUCAAUGAUGAAGCAGAGACAGCGUUUUGCCAACCUUGCAAAGUUCAAGUCUAACGUAUUUAAAAUUCUCAUAGCCACAGAUGUUGCUGCAAGGGGUUUGGAUAUUCCUACAGUGCAAGUUGUUAUUAAUCACAACACACCAGGUUUGCCGAAAAUCUACAUCCACAGAGUGGGACGAACCGCUCGAGCCGGCCGAAAUGGUGUAGCAAUCACAUUAGUCACACAGUACGACAUCCAUCUCAUCAGUGCCAUUGAGGAACAGAUCCAGGCGAAGCUAAGCGAGUUUCCUGCUGAAGAAAAAGAAGUGCUGAAGAUCCUCACACAAGUCAAUGUUACAAGGCGACAGUGUGAAAUUAGACUGGAAUCCACUGAUUUUGAUGAGAAAAAGAAGAUAAACAAAAGGAAGCAAAUGAUUCUGGAGGGAAAAGAUCCAGAUUUGGAAGAAAAAAGAAAACACGAACAAGAGAAGAUCAGAAGACAGAGGAAGAAACAGAAUAGAAAGGAGGCGAAGAAACACAGUGCAAAAACGACGGCAGUGGAUUCUUGAAGUGUUGAUAUUGCACAUUAAGAUCUGUAUAUACUAUAUAGCGUAUAGUGCCAUCAAUGUAUACAAUAUGUGAUCAUUAUUCCAAAAUAAACCACAUUUCGUGAGCGA